AUGCGUCUUCUACAAUGCGACAAAAGUGGCAAGUUCAUCCUGACCAAGGAUCUGGUUAAAGAUAUUCCCCCAUUUGCUAUCCUUUCACACACUUGGGGAGCGGACACAGAAGAGGUCACCUACAGAGACAUUGUUGAGGGUAACGGCGAGACGAAGGCUGGUUAUGACAAGAUCCGAUUUUGUGGGGAACGCGCAAAACGCGACGGCCUGGAAUACUUCUGGGUGGAUACAUGUUGCAUAGAUAAGUCGAACAGUACAGAGCUUGCGGAGGCUAUCAACUCCAUGUUUCGAUGGUAUCACGAUGCGGCAAAAUGCUAUACCUAUCUCUCAGAUGUCUCGGGACCUGCGUCAGACACCGUCAAAAAGUCCGAACAACUUCCUUGGAAGUCGCAAUUUCGCAAGAGCAGAUGGUUUACUCGAGGUUGGACCCUUCAAGAACUUGUUGCUCCACGGACAAUCGAGUUCUUCUCUAAGGAGCACUGUCUUCUUGGCGAUAAGAGAUCGCUUGAGCAAAUAAUUCAUGAGACAACAGGCAUUGCCCUCGAAGCUCUUCGAAAAGAUCGGCCGUUGCACGACUUUAGUGUCGACGAGCGUAUGUCAUGGGUGCGAAAUCGCAAUACGACACGGCCAGAAGACGCAGCUUACUGUCUUUUAGGCAUCUUUGGUGUUUACAUGCCGCUCAUCUACGGUGAAGGUCAAGAGAGGGCGCUACGUCGCUUGUGGAAAGAGUUCAAAGAGUCGCCGCAGCCCCAAUCAGUCUUGUCCAAAGACGUUCGAUCGGAUCCUUCUGCAGGAAGCGAGGAUCAACGAUUCAAACCCUUCACGUCGUCUUUCAACGAUGCACCUGUUGAUCUGCUCUCCAUUCAUUUCAUGGACCGUCAGCCACAGCUGACUCAAGUACGAGAUGCUCAUCAAGUUUGUGAAGAGAAUCUACCCGCUCGUUGUGCUCUCUGGGGCAUUCCGGGCGUUGGUAAGACACAACUAGCAAUUCGAUAUUCGAAAAUGUUCUUGGAAGGCCCAACAGUGUCAGCAUCGUUCUGGAUAUCCUGCUCUACUUUAGAAAAGGUGCAUCUAGGCUUCUCGAGGAUCCUGGACCUUAUCGACCAUCCCGAUCAAUUCAAACAAGAGCAAAAUGCGCGAAUUAUUGCGGCUCGUCGUUGGCUCGAACAACCUGAGGUCAGUGGAAUAUACCGUUGGCUCCUCGUCCUCGACAACGUUGACAUGACAACAAUCGAUUUUCUUCGCGAAAACUUGCCACGACAAGGCAGACGAGGUCGACUCCUUAUCACUACGCGGACUGAAGCCGUUGCUCAGGCCGUUUGCAAAGCUUCUGGAAGGUUGCAUCCAUACUUCGAAAUCAAGCCGCCAACGGUGGAGGACUCAACCACCUUUUUUUUCAAAUCAGUAGGAGUUAGCGAAAACUCGAUGUCGAUUGAUGGCCGGCGCCAAGUCACUGACCUAAUGAAAUGUCUUGGAUGUCUACCUUUCGCUGUAGAGCACGUUGCAUCUUUCAUGAGUCAAUCACGCCAACCCAUCGAGGUUUUCACGAGAUUGUAUCAAGGCAAACAGAAAUCAGACUUUUUCAACUGGCAAAACUUGUUCUCAGCCUACGAAGUAAAGUCGAUCUCGGGCAUUUUUCAGUCCCAUCUCCAUAGUCUAAGGCGAUCGAGUCCUGAGGUCUAUGGUUUGCUGAAUAUACUCGUGUUCUGGGACCCCGAAAGGAUCGAGUUCGAAACAAUCAAAACGGGCGCUUACUUUCUGCUUUCUUCAUCGGAACCGACCCAAGAACCAUCGAAAUUGGAACAAAAUCGGCAUUGGACACAAUGUUUUAUUCCGAGCCUGAUCAAGGUCAAUUGUUUUGGGUUUGCUUCCCACAGUCAAAGCUCCGCGAGGGAUGCUCAAAACUUGGAUCCCAAAAAAGGUGCGUUACUAUCUUCCGAGCUGGAAUCAAUGAUCAACAUGAUGUCCUCUGAAGUACGGCUCCAAAGUGCAUUGCAACAGCUUCAGAUGUUCUCUCUUAUCAAGCGUAGGUCGGCUGAAGAAGGGGGAGCAUAUAGCAUACAUGAUCUCACCCAGACUUUGGUUCACGUGGCUCUUGAAUCGGAAGGCACAUAUCUACAAUGGUUCAAAUGCGCAGUCACAAUGGCUUGCGGAGCAUUUCGUGAGAUUGAGAAUCCUAAUAUGCCCGAAUACUGGCAUAAAUGUGACGACUUGAUCUCACAUACCCUCUCGCUGACAAAGUACGGCGAAUUGGUAGACCCCAACAACGCCGAAAUUCUAACAGCGCGUGGCAACGCAGCUGCGUACUGGUGCGAGCGUGGUAGAUACCACGAGGCUCGCGAGAUGUAUCGGCAAAUACUGCGUAUCGGCAGUACUGGUGAUACCGAAGCAAUUCAGUGGGAACUCGGUCUCGCGCAAGUCAAUUGGCACCUGAGCAAUCACAGUGAGUCUGCAUUGCUGUAUGAGCAAGUACUGCGGAUUCGACAAUCGCAACUUGGUGCUGAUCACCCCGAUGUUCUGCAAGUUGUCGAAAACUUGGCACUCGUGUACCGGUCACAAGCCCGGUAUGAAGAAGCUCGCUCAAUGCUAGAACAUGUCCUCGAGAGUCGCAGAAAGAGUCUUGGACGAGACGAUCUUGUCACUGUUCAGGCUAUUGAGAAUCUUGCAAUAAUUAUCAACGAAUCUGGGGAAGCCGAAAAUGACCACGCCCAAUAUCUUGAAGCGGAAAGUCUGCACAAACUAGCGUUGACUUAUCGAGAAGCUCAAUUAGGGGCGGACCACCUUGACAGUUUGUGGACGGCUGAUAAUCUCGCAACCAACUAUCGAGCUCAAGGUCGACACAUGGAAGCCCUAGAGAUCUACAAAAGAGUUCUCAAGGGACGCAUAUCCCAACUGGGAGAAGAUCACCCGCAGACGCUGUGGACAGUUGCCAACCUUGCAUCGGCAUAUACUGGUCUAGGUCGCUUGCAGGAAGCCGAGGCCAUGUACAGGCGGGCAAUCGUCGCCAACGGGAAACAGUUAGGCCAUGACCACACACAAACUCUCUGGGUAGUCGAGGGCCUAGCGGAUGUCUACCACCAGCAUUCACGGUUCGAAGAAGCAACAACUUUGUACAACCGAGCAUUACGUGGCAUGCAAGGUCGCGUAGGAGCUGAGCACCCAAGCGUUAUGCGGAUAAUGCAUAAGUUAGCGAACCUUUACCGAGACGGCAAUGAUGUUACAAAGUCGAUUAAUAUGUUUGAGAGAGUUCUAGAGCUUCGUAAAUCGGGGCAAAGAUCUGGCAGUGCAGAGAUCCUUCGAACAUAUCACGACGCGGCUGCCACAUAUGUCAGUAUGGGUAUGUACAAUGAGGCUGAGCAGUGCUAUAGACAAGAGUUAGCCCAAAGUGCUGAGGAGUUGAGCAGUCUGCACGUGGAAACCAAGAAACGGGAGCAGAAACUGGCUGACUUCUUGAAAGAUCGAGAAUUGCAGAGCAAAGCAGCCAAUGGUGAUGCGUAG
Fonsecaea pedrosoi CBS 271.37 is the source of this 3498-nucleotide messenger RNA. RefSeq lists its product as uncharacterized. The transcript is spliced from 2 exons. The coding region runs from base 1 to 3498 and encodes 1165 amino acids. The record is from RefSeq and is a predicted model, not a curated record. Gene Ontology annotation, molecular function: protein binding; ADP binding. Lineage: Eukaryota; Fungi; Ascomycota; Eurotiomycetes; Chaetothyriales; Herpotrichiellaceae.